Eptesicus fuscus (big brown bat) is the source of this 696-nucleotide messenger RNA. Its product is annotated as probable E3 ubiquitin-protein ligase makorin-1. The transcript is spliced from 5 exons. The record is from RefSeq and is a predicted model, not a curated record. Bases 1 to 696 code for a protein of 231 amino acids. Gene Ontology annotation, molecular function: metal ion binding; ubiquitin protein ligase activity. Lineage: Eukaryota; Metazoa; Chordata; Mammalia; Chiroptera; Vespertilionidae. Gene Ontology annotation, biological process: protein polyubiquitination.
AUGAAUGAACGGAUCCAGUUUUCCCUGACAGCUGAUGGAGAUCACAGCUACUCCCUGAAGUCUCGGCCUAAGUCAGACCCUGUCCAGGAGCUCUGGGCCCAACUUCAGAGCAUGGACCUUGAGAGGGAGCAGGACAGCCGGAAUGUCGUGUGUGGCAUCUGCAUGGACAAGGUGUGGGACAAGCCAAAGGGCAAGCGGAUCUUCGGCAUCCUGCCCAACUGCACACACGCCCACUGCCUGGGCUGCCUGCGCACCUGGCGGAAGAGCCACCAGCACUUCCCGCUGGAUGUCAUCAAGGCCUGUCCCCAGUGCCGUGUCUAUUCCAGCUACAUCAUCCCCCACAAAUUCUGGGUGAGCGAGGGGGCCGAGAAGGAGCAACUCAUCAGGAACUUCAAGGCUCGGACCAGCCAGAUCCGAUGCCGGUACUUCGCGCGGGGGAAAGACCGCUGCCCCUUCAAGUCUGACUGCAUUUACCUGCACCAGCUCCCGGACAAGGCCCCAUCCUCGGCUCCUCCCUGCCCGUCCUUGAGUCCUCCCGGCCCAGAUUGCACACAGCCGGCCUCCGGGAGUGAGAUGGUGCUGGGCCCCACAGCGCUGCUGGAGGACGAGAUGUUCCUGGAUUAUAACCUGGCCGCGGCCUUCCUGGGGUUAGAAUCCUGCUGGAUCGCACCAGUUCUUAACGGCGGGAUCCUGUAA